AUGGACCAGGAGGCCCAGGAGGCCCAGCUGAUUGUCCAUCUUUCAGAAGCAUUUAAUAAGGACGAGGUGUGGCAGCUGGCCGCUGCAGAAGCAUUGAGCAAGGCCACGAAUCUGGAACGUGUGCUAAUUCGCGGUAGCACAGCGGCCAAACAGCUGAAGCUCGUGGAUGUGCUUAUCCGUAAAACCUCGGCGGCUGGCCUCGGUGCGGGGAGCGCGGCUGGAGCCGGCGCGGCGGCAGGGCCGGGCCCCGGGAGCACGGCAGCUGACGUGGCUUUGGCGGACCUUCAGAGGAAGGUCAGCAAGAUGGAGUCAGUUAUGCCGUUCCUAGUUUCAAAGGUGCUCUUGUGGCGUGACGGCUCCACUGCAACGCACAGCAAGAAGGAGAAAGACUUCAAGACAUCUGCACUGAAGUCGCAGCUGCAGUGUGCAGGGGUGAAGGGCUGCCAGCUGCUGGGGGAAGGCAUCCCCCCAAACUGCGUCAGCCUUGCGCACCUGUGCAAGCUGUCUUGGGCGGAUGGCACAUGCCGCCUGCUGGGCUUGUCCAAGGAGGACGUCUCAUCACCACGCAACGCGCUGCUGCUGUCCGAGCCCAUCAAGCGCGCCUAUAACAACUCGGCUGUUUGCUUCUAUGAGGACCCGGCGGACAAGAAGCUCAAGCUACACAUCCUGUGGGACGAGCUCAAGUCACAGAAGCUCGCCGACUGCCAGUGGCUGGGAGGGCCCAAUGGCAAGGGCUAUGCUGAGUUGACCAAUGCGUUCGGCGACACAACAUACGGCGACCUGGAGGCGCGGCCCCUACAAUACUACAGCAGCACGGUGGUUCCCUUUCGCCACGUGCUCAGCGCCCAUGCGCAGCUGAGCCUUGACCGGGCACAGCGGGAUGGCAAGAUGGCUGGGAGCUGGACCUUCCAGGACUAUCGCUCCAUAGAUAACGUCCUCACCUGGCUUCAAACUGCAGAGCUGCAGGAGCCGCCCAUCGCAGGCAGCGUGUCGGAGUUGUCGGAGGUCAUGAGCAUGAGCAGACGUGGCAGGAGGCUAGCUGGCAGCGGCAACAUGCAGCCGCCAGCAGCGACUGCUGCGCACAGAGCUGUACGACUAGGCUGUGGCGGCGGCCGUGGGCGGCACGCACUUACUCGACUCACGACGGGGCCAUCCCCAUCCGUGGAAGCUGGGUCGCUGAUGCAAGCAAGCAAGGACACAGCGCAUAUUGCACACGGCGGUAACAGGAAGGGCAAGCGCGAGCAGGUGCGUGGUGAAGCACACUACAAGGUAUCACGCUUCGAGGCGACCAACAAGUAUGUUGGUGGCAAGCUAAAGGGCUUAGUAAAAUUCAAAGGGUUCCCUAAAGCGGAAUGGCUGCCUGCGAAGCAGCUGCAGGAGGACCUGAGCCCCGACGCCUAUCGCGCGCUGCGCAAGGCGAUGAAACGCGUGCCCACCAGCGACUAUCAUGCACUCCAGCGAGUCCCGCCCGCGCUGCAGCCCAACUCUCAAGCGUGUGGAACCGUGUGCGCCCAUAGCCAGCUUAUGGAAACCGGACGCAGCUUCCCAGACGCGUGCGCGCUGAACUGCCAGCUCCCACUCGCGCGCCUGCCGACUAUCACCAACUGCCCGUGUGCACCACUACAGUCCGGUAGCUUCCGAGCUGGGCCGCCGUACAACUACCUGCUCACACUCGCGCAGCUGCCGACUGCCACGCUACCGCCUGUACGGGCUCGCCAUCAUGCACCCACGAGGCCCUUCGCUGCCACCGCCGUGUUGGGAACAUGGUGA
Messenger RNA from Volvox carteri f. nagariensis, 1770 nucleotides. RefSeq lists its product as uncharacterized. Bases 1 to 1770 code for a protein of 589 amino acids. Lineage: Eukaryota; Viridiplantae; Chlorophyta; Chlorophyceae; Chlamydomonadales; Volvocaceae. The record is from RefSeq and is a predicted model, not a curated record. The transcript has 11 exons.